AUUUCUAUGUGCAUGAUAUCGACUAUUUGUACUUACAUAUUCACAGUCUACAUGUUACGUAUUUUAAGGAGACUAACCUUGCGACUAACUUCAUGUACAUUCUUUUAUUCAGAGCGAGGUACGAAGUGCUACGGAGAGAAAGAUGUUGUCAAGAUUAGCUUUUCGUAAUGCCCAGCUAGUCUCUGUGGCUGUUCGAGGAAUUACAACUUCAGCACCAGCAUUGAGUGAUAUACCACGUCAAAAACGUCCGAUAAAUCCAUCUCCAGUGAAGUAUGGGUUUAUUCCAGAAGAGUGGUUCACAUUUUUCUACCCUAAAACUGGAGUAUCAGGUCCAUACAUAUUUGCGGGUGCUUUGGGAACAUACUUACUAUCUAAAGAGUGGUAUGUUCUGGAACAUGAAUUCUACAAUGCACUCUCUCUAAUUACAAUUUGUGUUUAUGCUGUAAAGAAAUUUGGCCCCACUGUGGCAAAUAUGUUGGAUAAAGAAAUCGAUAAAGUAGAAGAAACUGCAAAUGCUGGGAGAUUGGAAGAAAUUGCAGAAUAUGAGGAUACCAUAAAACAUUAUGAACUUCAAAAACUACAGGCUGAGGGGCAGAAAAUGAUUUUCGAUAUUAAGAAAGAAAAUAUUUUUAUGCAGUUGGAAGCUGUUUAUAGAGAACGAAUGAUGCAAGUUUAUAGCGAGGUUAAGAAACGUCUUGAUUUCAAUGCUCAAAUAGACUCUGUAGAACGCAGACUGGCUCAAAAACAUAUGGUACAAUGGAUUAUUAAUGGUGUGUUAAAAUCUAUUACACCAGAACAGGAAAAGGCCAAUUUGCAACAAUGUAUUAAAGAUCUUCAGGCUCUUGCUGUAAGAUCAUAAA
Molecule: messenger RNA, 860 nt
Organism: Nomia melanderi (Alkali bee)
Lineage: Eukaryota; Metazoa; Arthropoda; Insecta; Hymenoptera; Halictidae
Gene: ATPsynB
Product: ATP synthase subunit b, mitochondrial
Biological process (GO): proton motive force-driven ATP synthesis
Molecular function (GO): proton-transporting ATP synthase activity, rotational mechanism
Source: RefSeq, a predicted model, not a curated record